UGAACUGUUAAAUCUCUGUCCCCUGACUCCUUAGAGACCAGCUUGUGAGCUUCAGGUCAGGAAGACUGCAGACUGAAAUAAGAAAAAUGAGGACAGCUCUACUCUUUCUCUGCAUUUUGGGAUUAGCCUGUGCCUUCUCAGUAAAAAACUACAGAAGAAGAUUUAAGGCAGAGGAUACAGAAGAAAAUGCAGUAUUCAAGAACCGAUACAGGUACUUCCUUCACAGAUAUCCUUACCUCUACUCACCCAUGAAAAGAUUUCAGUCUAAUAGUGACUCAUCUGAAGAAGGAUAUGGUGGAGAUAGUUCAGAGGAAGAAGAGGAGGAGGAGGAAGAAGAAGAGAAUGGAGAAAAGGAAGGUGGAAAAGAAAAUGGUGAUGCCACAGAGGCUCCUACAGGACCAGGGACCGGGGAUAAGAAUGGCGUUAGCAAUGCCAGACCUCCUAAGCAAGUGCCAGUAAGAGGAGAGCCUGUUCAGAAACCUGGGAAAGAAGGGGGUGCUAAAAAUGCCGAAAAGGAUAAAGCUCCAGAAAAAGGUGGAAAGAAAGAAGAAGAGGAAGAAGAAGACAGUGAUGAAGAUGAGGAAGAAGAAGAGGAAGAAGAGGAAGAAGAGGAGAAAGUUGAUGAGAAUGGUAGUGGUGUGAACGGGACAAGCACCAACAGCACUGCAGAGGAGAAUGGAAACGGUGGUCAAGCUGAGGAGGAGGAGGAGGAGGAGGAGGAAGGAGAAGAAAAAGAAGCAACCACAGUUGUUCUCACCACACUGCUCAGCACUGCCGUCCCCACCACAGAGUAUCAGGACCAUUAUGAAACCACCCAAGACAGGCAGUAUGAGACAUCUCCUAGAGAUCAGUGGCUCUCUGACACCACGACUGAAGACCCAUGGGCUUACGAUACCACCAGCACUGGCUAUGAGGUUCAGUCAGAGUACCAUGGGAGUGAGAAUGGGUACCCCCGGGGGGACACGUUUAGAACAUAUGAGGACGAGUACAGCUACUAUAAAGGGCAUGGGUAUGAUGUUUAUGGCCAGGAUUACUACUACAAUCAGUGAAGAAAUUAAGCCAUACCUUGGCACAGUUAAUAGUAUUUAUUAUUUUGCAUAGCCAUUAUUCCCAGGGGUCUACUCAGGAAGGUGCAUCACAACAUAACAUGGUUCUUGUUAAGCAAGAUAGAAGAUUAAUAUUUGGUAGUACUGCUAACUAUGCAAAAGUGCUCUUUUUGUCUGUUUUUAAAUGUGUUCAAAUAUAUU
Messenger RNA from Varanus komodoensis (Komodo dragon), 1247 nucleotides. It is a transcript of the gene IBSP, whose product is annotated as integrin binding sialoprotein. Lineage: Eukaryota; Metazoa; Chordata; Lepidosauria; Squamata; Varanidae. Gene Ontology annotation, cellular component: extracellular region. Gene Ontology annotation, biological process: cell adhesion; bone mineralization; ossification. Bases 87 to 1049 code for a protein of 320 amino acids. The transcript has 7 exons. The record is from RefSeq and is a predicted model, not a curated record.